CUUCGUCUUAAGUAUUUUUCAACACAAGUUUGCUACGUCGCUCGCCUGCUUUUUCUGGUUGCUCAAAAUGGUCGAAAUAUUGCACCGUAACCCUGCUAGCAGAGAGCUUUUAGACAGAUUGGAUGACCAUGCAGACUGGUUGGUGAGAAAAAGUCGACGGUAUCUACCGCAUGUAGCAAGAUUUUGUCUUGUAUCAACAUUUAUUGAAGAUGGAUUCCGUUUAUUAACACAAUGGUCAGAUCAAGUCGAUUAUAUACAAUCUGUAUGGGGUAUACCUGUAAUAUUUGCUGCAUUUUUUAUUCUACUCAAUAUCUGUACACAAUUUAUUGGAAGUUCACUUGUUUUAAGUCGUUAUCAUGUGAAAAUCGGUGUUGGAAUACUUAUGGCCACUGUAUUACUUCAGACUAUAGGUUAUAAUAUCUGGACUCAUGUAUUCUUUAUGCGUAAUCUUUCAUUGAUUGGUAGUCUGUUACUACUAUUGGCUGAAGUACAACAACAAACACGCAGUCUGUUAGCUGGUCUACCAUCAUCCGGUGAAAAUACUCAACGACAGUAUAUACUACUCGGUGGACGUAUAUUAAUUGUUUUAAUGUUUGUUACAUUAAUUCACUUGGGUAAUAGUAUAUUUUAUGUUAUACAGUCCAUCGGUAAUCUUAUCCUCAUUCUGCUAGUUGCUAUUGGUUACAAGACAAAAUUAUGCGCUACAGUAUUAGUUCUUUGGUUAACUGGUAUGAAUUUCUAUUAUAAUCGUUUCUGGUCUGUGAGUAAUGAUAGUUUAAUGUGGGAUUUCUUAAAAUAUGAUUUCUUUCAAACAUGGUCAGUUAUCGGUGGUUUAGGCCUGGUUGUAGCCUAUGGUCCAGGUGGUGUCAGUGUAGACGACUACAAAAAGAAAUGGUAAUAUCGAUGAAGGAAUUUCGAGAAGCUGUUGACAGCAGUGAUGAUGGUGAUGUCAGUGAGAAGAUCCUCGUGAUAAUAUAAUCGUACACAAUCACUCAUCUCCAACAGCAGUAUAACAUAUGUGUGUAUGCGUGUGUUUUUUUUUUGGGGGGGGGGAGAAAUAAUACGUUGAAAAUCUUUUUUCCUUUUUCUAAUCUCUUCUAUUUUGGUCUCUUCCUCUCUUUUCUUUGUCCCUCGUCCGGUUGCCCCACUAUUUCCGUAUCUUUUAUCUCUACCAUGUUUUUGUUGUGUACUUCAUCCCACACACAAACUUCGUCAUUAUGCUUUUCAUCAAUCAACUAACCAACCAAUCAGUAGUGUUUGCUGAUUACCCCACUCUUAGUAUUCUUCGCCUGUACGAAUGAGCCUUGCUCAUCUUUAUUUUUUUUCUGUAAUUGCUACUUCAUUCCUGUCAUUUUCUGUGUUUAUACUCGUCUUCUCAUCUGUCUCUUCCCCCCCCCUCCCACACAUACAUAUAUCUAUAUCUGCUAUGAAUCCUGUUUUCCUUGUGUACAGUAUAUGCGUGUAUUUGUUAUGUCUUUUCCAUGCAGAGGAGGGGAAUCCUUUUUGGUCUGUUUCUGUGUAUGUAUUUAUAUUUGACAUAUGUGUUAACAAAUCCUCGUUUUUUGUGUGUGUGUGUGUUCCCUUCUUGUGUCUUUUUGGUCUUUUUACGCCCACCUCCUCACAUUGUUUUCAAAUGUUAAUAUACAUAUACACGUUGUCAAGGUCAACUUCUCUUUUUUUGUGUUGUUAUCUGUUAUUGGUUUAUGUAUGUACGUAGUGCGUGGGCGUACAUACACUCGUGUUCUUCUUCUUCCUAUUGGUCACUGAUUCCUUUCUGUCUGUCUAUCUAACUAUCUAUUUCUCUCUCUCUCUCACACAUACGCACACUAUUCCACCUACCACUGUAUGAAAUCAUACACAGUCAACCAUAUUUCAUAGUCAAAAAAUACAAUCAUGCACAUAGACACCUGUGUGUAUUGCUGCAA
This is a messenger RNA of Trichobilharzia szidati, 1925 nucleotides long. Lineage: Eukaryota; Metazoa; Platyhelminthes; Trematoda; Strigeidida; Schistosomatidae. The record is from the annotation of a GenBank genome assembly.